Messenger RNA from Suricata suricatta (meerkat), 2227 nucleotides. RefSeq names its product Enah/Vasp-like (gene EVL). Gene Ontology annotation, molecular function: actin binding; SH3 domain binding; profilin binding. The record is from RefSeq and is a predicted model, not a curated record. The coding region runs from base 626 to 1837 and encodes 403 amino acids. Lineage: Eukaryota; Metazoa; Chordata; Mammalia; Carnivora; Herpestidae. The transcript has 14 exons. Gene Ontology annotation, biological process: actin polymerization or depolymerization; protein homotetramerization; positive regulation of actin filament polymerization. Gene Ontology annotation, cellular component: cytoskeleton.
UCGAGGACCCCAGCCCUGCUCCUGGUCCCGUUCCGAGUUCUGAUCGUGGGGCGCGUAAGCAGUAUAACAGGCUUUCCUGGGGGGCGCUCAGGAUGACUUAGGGAGACGGCGGACACGUGGGCGGAGAGCCCAGAAGGCAGCUGUCGGUUCACGUCUGACAGAGGGCAGUUGGAGGAAGUACGUUCUUCUCAGCAAGCGCACUUGGAACAGACGUCGAUCCGCUGGGAAACGAACGUUGGCCCGGCCCUCACACAUCGCACCCAAGGGACCUCUGAACGGAUUCUAAAUCGAAACGUCAGACCGCGAAGCUGCUGGCAAAACGCUCCAGGGCAUCUUCCCGACCACCAGGCUAGGCAAACGGUUCACAUGCAAGACCACCAUCCAUAAAACAUUUUUUUUAAAAAGACAAAUCGGCCUUAAAAUAGAAUUACAAGUUGUUACUCUGUACCAGACCAGGCUAGGAGUGGACGGACGGGAGACGGAUCUGGAGGAGCGUUGGCACAUCGCAAGGGCUCGUCUUCGGAGGGCGUCAAGAACUCACAGAACUUAAUAGUAAGAAACAGCCCUGCUUCUGUCAAAUGAGCAGAAAACCGAACAGAGCAUCUGCCAAGCCCGGGCUUCCGUGAUGGUCUACGACGACACCAGUAAGAAAUGGGUCCCCAUCAAAGCCGGCCAGCAGGGGUUCAGCCGGAUCAACAUCUACCACAACACUGCCAGCAACAGCUUCAGGGUCGUCGGGGUCAAGCUUCAGGACCAACAGGUUGUGAUCAAUUACUCAAUCGUCAAAGGGCUGAAGUACAAUCAGGCCACGCCGACCUUCCACCAGUGGAGAGACGCCCGCCAGGUGUACGGCUUGAACUUCGCAAGUAAGGAGGAGGCGACCACGUUCUCCAAUGCCAUGCUGUUUGCCCUGAACAUCAUGAACUCCCAGGAAGGAGGCCCCUCCACCCAGCGUCAGGUGCAGAAUGGCCCCUCUCCUGAUGAGAUGGACAUCCAGAGAAGACAAGUGAUGGAGCAGCACCAGCACCAGCGCCAGGAGUCUCUAGAGAGAAGAACCUCGGCCCCAGGACCCAUCCUCCCACCGGGGCACCCCUCGUCUGCAGCCAGCGCCUCCCUGUCCUGCAGUGGGCCCCCACCCCCGCCUCCGCCCCCCGUCCCGCCUCCACCCACCGGGGCCACUCCGCCUCCCCCACCCCCACUGCCCACCGGAGGCGCGCAGGGCGCCAGCCACGACGAGAGCUCCGGGUCCGGCCUGGCCGCCGCCUUGGCCGGGGCCAAGCUGAGAAGAGUCCAGCGGCCGGAAGAUGCAUCCGGAGGCUCCAGCCCCAGCGGGACCUCCAAGUCUGACGCCAACCGGGCGAGCAGCGGGGGCGGAGGAGGGGGCCUCAUGGAAGAAAUGAACAAGCUGCUGGCCAAGAGGAGAAAAGCAGCUUCCCAGACAGACAAGCCGGCAGAUAGAAAGGAAGAUGAAAGCCAAACGGAGGAGCCGAGCACCUCUCCGUCUCCGGGGACCCGAGCUGCCAGCCAGCCACCUAACUCCUCAGAGGCUGGCCGGAAGCCCUGGGAGCGGAGCAACUCGGUGGAGAAGCCCGUGUCGUCGCUGCUGUCCAGAACCCCGUCUGUGGCCAAGAGCCCCGAAGCUAAGAGCCCCCUUCAGGCGCAGCCUCACUCUAGGAUGAAGCCCGUGGGGAGCGUGAACGAUGUGGCCCUGGAUGCCUUAGAUUUGGAUCGGAUGAAACAGGAGAUCCUGGAGGAGGUGGUGCGAGAGCUCCACAAGGUGAAGGAGGAGAUCAUCGAUGCCAUCAGGCAGGAGCUGAGUGGGAUCAGCACCUCAUAGCGGCCUGGCCCCUGCCGCCGCCCGAGAGAGACCCCAGGCCACCUGCCGACGGGGGACAGCGAGGAGCCGGCCGCCAGCCCCAGGCACGCGAGCAGUCACAAGCGUUACCGUGUGAUGAAAUAUUAAAAUGAGGAAACGUGUUCAAAUUCUGGAUUUUUUUAGAUUCUACCUGACACAGAGCACCGGUCUACUCGCCUUUUUUUGUAUUUUAUAUUUGCCUAUUUAAGUGUCCAUAUCUUUUGGUUUAUAGAGGACUCCCCAGAUCACACGCUUCCGUAGGUGGUUUCCGAGUUUUCUCCUAGGUGACAGCCCCCAGCGUCGUGGUGGUUGAAGUCUGUCCACGCACCGCGGUGUCUGUGUCCACGUGCUAAUAAACGCUUACUGUCCACA